Molecule: messenger RNA, 615 nt
Organism: Hibiscus syriacus
Lineage: Eukaryota; Viridiplantae; Streptophyta; Magnoliopsida; Malvales; Malvaceae
Exons: 1
Coding region: 1-615 (204 amino acids)
Source: RefSeq, a predicted model, not a curated record
AUGGGAAAUUCAUUAGCUUAUUGUUUCCAUUCAAAUCCAAGGUAUUCAGUGAAGCUGAUAUUCUGGGAAGGAAACACGAGAACCCUAACCGGAAAACACAUCGCCGGCGAGGUCAUGUUUCAGUUCCCGGACAAGAUGGUUUGCCAUGCAGACUCUUUCUUCAUCGGUCACCCCAUCCCGGCUUUAUCCAUGAACGACGAUCUCAUUCCAGGACGAACUUACUUUGUUCUCCCCCUCGAUCGCUUUGCAUGCAAUGUCUUGACAGCUUCUUCUCUCGCCGCCUUAAACUCUAGCUCUAGCCCUAAACCUGCUCCGAUCAACUUCGGCGCUUGCCCUUUCGAGUACGUAAAAGGUGCCGAUGGUAGGGUUUUGAUGAAAGUGGUGCCCGAGUUUAUAACAAGUUUGAUUACUAAAAGCAAUGAAGGAGAUGAAAUUGGGAGCGGUGGUGGGAAUGGUUUUCUGUGCAGUACGCCGGAGCUGAAGAAGCAUUACGAAACACUGGUUGGGUCUAAACAACAAGACUGGUCGCCGAAACUUGAGACAAUCUCAGAGUAUAAGGUCAGGUUUUCGCCUUGCAGGUUCAUAGGGUUGGAAGGGAAACAAAGGGAGAUCUAA